UUGGUUAUAAAAGUUGAUGUUUGACACCUUUGCAAUUUUCGAAGUUGUGCGUCUUCUCAAGUAAUGGCUGUGUCGUUUGCGCGCUAGCAGUCGUAGCAAAUGGAGUAAUAUGUAGCACGUGGAAUCCCACGUACAGUGCGGUCCACAAGCGGCAAUUCAAACUCUGCGAUUCUACAAAAUAGAAAAUUCCUCCAAAAGUCUACAAAAAAACAAUUCGAUGUUUAACGAAUUUUUGCGCUGACAGCAAUUCUUUCACACAGAAAUUAUUUCCCAUUCUGUCAUUUGGAAGUUCGAUUUCAAUUCAACGACUAGCACAGUCGGCUGGAAUGCAGUAGGCUAAGAAAGAUAAAAGUCAAUAAAAUUGCAGUACCAAGAAGAUACCACGCAACAAUUAGCUAAACUGCAAUGGAAAACUCAUCUCAGAACGAUACGCCUGAUCGCAGUGUUUCAUACACGAACAAAGUUUUGAGACAAAGUUCGGAGGAUUUUUUCCGUGAGGUGUUCGCCAUAGACGAUUUGACAUUGCAGGAUGGAGCUGCUACCGACAGAAAGGAUAGUGAAAUUGAAAUUCCCCCGGUUAACUAUCGUACACUGUACAAGGAGCUGGUCAAGAAAAAAAAGCAAUUGAUCCUCGUAUGUAGCUUAUUGUUUCUGCUUUUUCAAUUCAUUACAUGUUUCAUAUAUUUUGCCUUUUUUUACCCACAGGAGAAUGAAUUCCUUCAGAAUAAACUACGGAAGAGCGAGAGCAAACUGUUGCAAGUAAUACGCGAUCGAAACUUCCUAUUGGACCGGUUGCUUGUACACGAGGAACGAUUAAAAUGUCAUCGUGAAAAUCCGACAACACCGAAAGAUGAAAUCACAAAGGAUGUUUAA
This is a messenger RNA of Anopheles funestus (African malaria mosquito), 873 nucleotides long. RefSeq lists its product as uncharacterized. The transcript has 2 exons. The record is from RefSeq and is a predicted model, not a curated record. Gene Ontology annotation, cellular component: Ino80 complex; nucleus. Gene Ontology annotation, biological process: chromatin remodeling. Lineage: Eukaryota; Metazoa; Arthropoda; Insecta; Diptera; Culicidae. Bases 406 to 873 code for a protein of 155 amino acids.